CAUCCACAUGACAUCAUGAAGGCCCCGUGUGACUUCCGAACACCCUGUAAUCAUCCUGGUUUCUUAGUAGAGAUGCAGAUGUUGGCACUAAAUGACCGACUACAUCUACAACCUGACGCAACCUCUGGCGUCAUAGCAACACAAGAUCACCUCCUUCAGUGGUGUGUCCUCCAUCAGCACCUCACUGAUGCUGCAAGGCGUGGAUCCCCAUGUGACGCUGGAGGAGGAAGGAGGGAGGAGGGUGCACUAAAAGAGUUGUCUCACUCUUCAUCACUCCCAGAGGUCACACACACACACACACACACACACACGCAGUACAGCGCCUCAGUAACACAGCUCGUAGCCAGUUGGGGAGGUUUUGAUUUGAGUGGUGGACGGAUCUCCGCAAACAAGCUGCACACCAAUCACCGUAGCUCGGCCAUGGGAGCAGAGAGCUCAGCGCAGCGGGACGCGGGCAGCGUGGAAGAGGAUGCUUCGGCCUCAGUGGCAGCCACAGCCGGGGAGGUGGGCGCGGAGGUGAUGGCGUCCCAGAAAGAAGGAGGAGCAGGCGUCCUCGAUAACAAGCCCCUGCAGAAGAAUGGACAAAUCUCCAGUCUGACAAGUUUGAAUGGACACUCGGAGGACGACACACUGGCAGAAGUUGGCCAGCCUGAUGGCGUGGCCGUGGCUCAGAAGGAGGACACUCCAGAGACCGUGGACACCGUCACAGACGAGCAGGCCCCUCAAGUGAACGGCGAGAAAGUGGAGAAGGAGUCUCCCGAUGCUAAUGACAUCACUCCCGUGGAAGAGAAAGCGGUGGAGGAAAAAGCCAACGAGAACGGCGAGGUGGGGUUCAAGAAGAUCUUCCGCUUUGUGGGGUUCAAGUUCACCCUGAAGAAGGACAAGAGCGAGGAGAAAGACCCAGUGAAGCUGCUGACGGUGAGAGAUAAGGACGGAGAUGAGGUCAAUGGGAUUGAUGAACCUUCGAAGGAGGCCGCUGAAGCUCCAGAGGGCAACAAAGAGGUGCCGACCGAUGAGGCUGAAGUCACCAAAGAUACAGACACUGAAACUCCCAAUGGUCCCGUCGAGGCUGCUGAAACGACAGAUGAAGCAGUCAAAGAAGAAGAAGGUGAGGCCAGUCCACCUGCCCAGGAGGCCACCGUGUCCCCCUUCAGGAAGCUCUUCAGUACGGGCCUCUUCUCUAACCUGCGAAAGAAGUCCAGCAUCAAGAAGACAAAAGAGGAAGAAGAUAAGGAGGUAACUGGGGAGGAGGAAGCUUCUAAGACCGAGGAAACCACUGCUGAAGAUAAAGGAGAAGCGGAGCAAGAGACCAACGAGGAAGCACCAACCAUUCCAGAGGGUGAAGAGUCCCCAGCAACAACUGAAGAAGCUAAACCAGAACCUGACGUCACCGCCGAAAGCCCUUCCGCCUCUUCUGAUGAGACAAAACCAGAUGAGGAGAAAGCUGAAGACCAGGAGAAAGCUCCAACAGAGGUAACCUCCGAUUCUGAGCUUCAGACUUCACAGGAGAAGGUGAAGCCCCAAGGAAGCCCACUGAAAAAGCUUUUCACCGGCGCUGGCUUGAAGAAGCUCUCCAAGAAACAGAAAAGCAAGAAAGAUGCUGAGGCCAAGCUGACUGAAUCUGGUGAGCAAGUAUCUGAGCCACUUCAGUCCUCCACCGAGUCCACAGAUGCGGCAAGACCUGACAGCGGACCAUCGUCACCGGAGGAAUCAGGAGAGCACACCAUCGAAGCAGAAACCACACAGGCUGAGUCCACCCAAGAACCAGAAAGUGAAGUAGCUUCUGACGGGGAGAAGAAAAAAGAGGGCAUCAUCGCUUGGUCUUCCUUCAAGAAACUGGUGACACCCAAGAAGCGUGUUAAGAGACCUUCUGAGAGUGAUGAUGAAGCCACUAGUGAGAAAGCAGCCAAGUCAGCGACGUUGUCUUCUUCUGAGAGUGCUCCCCUGGCAGAUAAGAGCGUGGAGGAAGAAGCCAAAGAAGAUAAACCCUCCGAAGAAGAGGAGAAGACAGAAAGUGCAGAGAAACUGGUCAGCAGCACAGAGGAGCCCAAAAAGAAAAUGGACACCUCAGUUUCUUGGGAAGCGCUGAUGUGUAUGGGUGGACCCAAAAAGAGAACCAGGAAGACAUCGGAUUCUGAUGACGAGGAGACCAACAUCGCAGAGGAGGGUGCUGCACCAGAUGCAGGUGAGGACGAGAAGCAGGACAAAACCCAGGCAGCUGUGGAGAACCCUGAAAAUGUUGAAGGUGAAGUAGAAGCUUCUUCCUCUCCAGAAGCUCUGAGCCCCCCCGAGAGGGAGUCUGCGUGGGACACCUUGAAACGCAUGGUUAUGCCAAAGAGUAAGACCAAAGUUGAGGAGAAGACAGAGGAGAGCACAGAGCAGGUCCAGUCUGAAAGUGAAGCACCAAAAGAUGAGUCCUCCUUCUCCUUGAGGAAGUUAUUCCCUGGUCUCAGAAAGAAGAAGGUAGAAAAACAAUCUUCUACUGAGGGUGAGGAUGACACCCCAGCCGUGGUUCCUCUCUCGGAGUUUGACGCACAACCUGAAGAUGCGCAGGAACAACCCAUAGAGGUCGCCGGAACCGCAUGUCAAGUGUCUUCCUCGGAGAGAGCCCCUUCAUGGAUCCCAGCUUCGGUGGAACAUGGAGAUCAGCUGAGUGACAUCACAGAGGAAGCAGCCACGCCCAAGUCCGUGGACACUGACAUCGCGGAGGAUGAAUCCGAAAACCAAACCGCUCUGCAAGUAUCCACAGCUGAGGUCGCUCAAGCUUCUCCCUCAGAAACCACCCGUGAUCUUGAGGCACCCACGUCAGAAAACGCCCAGGAAGAUCUUGCAGGUAUGGAGGCUGAAAUCAGUCAAGUUGCACCUGUGACAUCUGUGAUCAGUGAAGAUGUACCAGUGGAGGCCGCCUUAGAAAAAACGGAGAUUGAACCAACGGUUGAGCAUGCUGACUCCAAGACCAACACCAUCCUGGAGCCACAUGUUCACGACGAAGCCACGGCGAUCUGCACCGGCCUGGAAACCAAUGAGAUUGCUGAAAUGGUUGUGGAGGAACCUGCCACGCCCAUCGUAGAGUCUGUUGCUGUGGUCAGCAACGCUGAUGGCACGGAGGUCUCACUGGAAGAACCUUCACUAAAAACAGAGGAGGCCAUUGUUACAGAAGAUCCACCUUUGACUGCACAAGUCCAACAAAUAAAAACAACCAAGGUUGAGUUCAUCGAAAGUUCUGAAAACCGAAUCCCUGACACUCAGACCGCGAGAGAGAGCUGUGAACCUGAGCCUCCAAGCAUCAGCGCCGUCACCUCCGCCGUCCAGACCGCCAUCAUAGCCGACGACACUCCCAUCAAUACCGUUGAAAUCGCAGUCUUAUCUCAGACCGAGGAGACCGAAACCGACAAGGAGACCACAGACGUGGAGCAACAAAUUGCAAGUGAAGUCGUAUCCGCAAGCGAGGAAGUAUGCGUCAUCAAAGAAACCGUCGUCCUCGUCAGCUCCAUGAGUCCAGACCAAAUGGACGCCGAGCCCCUGGCAGAUGACACCAAUCAAAUCGAGGUCCAGAGUAUGGUCAUCGCCCAGACGGUCCUUCAAGAUGCCAUGGAUAAAGUUGCAGAACAACCAACCACCCCAGAAGCUUCCAGUCCAACUCCAUCCCAGGCCGUUGCCGCUACUGAAAAGGAGCUAGAGAUCCAGACCCCCGUCAUCACUGACACGCCCACCCCCGUCUUAUGUGAGAAACCAGCACAGAAGCCGAUUUUUGUUGCCACGCAAUGCGAAACCAUCCCCAUAGAGGUCGCGGAGAUCCUUGAUACCUCUGAGAACAAGAAACCACAGGAAAGUUUGAAGAAAGCUGCAGAAGAAAGUGGAGAAACCAUCAUGGAAGAAGUCGUAGAGAUCAUCAGCCCUCUACAGACUGAUGACAAACUGGACGAGGAGGAGCCGGAAGACGAGAAACUCCGACCAGAGGAGAAAGCGAUGCACCUGCCCGUCCAGGUGGUCCUGCAGGCCGGGCAGGAAGUCGAGGAAGAGUCCAUCAAAGAGGAGGCAGUGGAGGAAUUCGACACCAACGGCCUCAUGGAGAACGGCGCCGCGGCAGAAGCGACGUCGGAAGCGGAGGGGGAGAGAGCGACAUCGGGAAAGUGUGCGGCGGUGAUGGCGCAGGUGAUGGAGGUGAUCGAGGAGGCGGUGAAGGAGAUCGAACCCGUGUCCACAGAGGUCACGCCAGCAUCGUGAGCAGAUGAGAAGAUGCAGUGAUGUUGCCUGGGAGACGCACCGUCUACACCAGGACGAGGGUGACGAGAACAAGAGAGGACAAAAAAAAAUGUUCGGUGCUAACGCAGACACCGAGACACUGAGACUGGGCUCCACUCCUUCUGCCCCGAGAGAGAGACUGAGUAAUCCUCUCAUCCUUCCAUCCAUCCAUCCAACCAAGCCCACCCACCCAGCAUCCAGCAGUGUCUCAGUGACCUCUUCUAUUGCUGUAAUGACGCAAGCAUCACCCACCUGGACGAGUGUUUACCUGCGUGAGUGUGAGUGUGUGAUCUGUAUAGGUGUCAGAGUAUAUCGAAAGGUAAACAGAUUGAGGAUUAUUACCUUGUAUAUUGUAUUUAUAUCCAAUAUUCUUUCAGUUGCCCUUUAUUUUUUUCCAUUUUGAGCCCUAUUUUGUGUUUUUUCCCCCCCUUAAGAUAAUGCAAACAAUGUGAGCAACAACAACAUUACCAAAGCAAAUUGUUGCAUAUAAGGACUGAUGUCUUGCAUGGUUUUGUAGCAGCCAUGGUACAAACUGUGAUUCCCAUACCACAAAACUCCCAAAUUACAGCGUUUUGGGAGUUAUUUUUUUCACUUUUUAAUGUAUAUAAGAAAAACAUAAGCUGCCUAAUUUACUGUGAAACAUUAUUUCUUAUAAUAAUACAAAAACAUGCUGUUUUAUCGAGUGAGUGUCACUCACUUUGCUUCAUCCGGUUUAGCUGGUGAAAUUGCGCCCUCUAGUGGCUGUAGACAGUAGUGCGUGAAUUAUUUUUGACUUGACGCUAUUUUUUCUCUCCAUCAAAUAACACAUUAGUACCAAGUAAAUCAAUCAGUUGCUGUAUCAAUCCUUGAUUUUUGUACAAAAAACAAUCUGAACAAAACUGCAUUGACUUAGUGGAUCUCAGCAACUUGUAGCUUUUUUGUAACACACUUUAACUGUGGAGCCUGUUAACAUUUGUACAGAUUGUAUGUAUGCCCUUGUACCGUAUGUACGUAUUGUUAUAAUAACUAAUCUCCUUCCGACAGCCAAGUUCAACUGUAAUAAUCAUGUAAGCAUGGUUUUAACUGUCUUUUAUAUUUCCAAGCUGUUCAUAGUAACGAUACAGAACCUUGUCUAUAUUUCAUUCAAUAAAGUUGGAGAGGGGAGGAAGAAGUGUCUU
Messenger RNA from Doryrhamphus excisus (bluestripe pipefish), 5402 nucleotides. RefSeq names its product A kinase (PRKA) anchor protein 12b (gene akap12b). NCBI's taxonomy places the organism in Eukaryota, Metazoa, Chordata, Actinopteri, Syngnathiformes, Syngnathidae. The record is from RefSeq and is a predicted model, not a curated record. Gene Ontology annotation, cellular component: cytoplasm. Gene Ontology annotation, biological process: regulation of protein kinase C signaling; signal transduction. Gene Ontology annotation, molecular function: protein kinase A binding; calmodulin binding.